GACUUUCUGGGUGGGGCUUAGUGGGGAGAAGAAAAAAGAGUGGAAAGAGAGUGAGAAAACAGGGAGAUGUGUGUGCUGAGAAUUAGAAGCAGGGUGGAGACACACUUUUACACAUUCCCAAGCAGCUGCGCCGAGACUUAAAGCGCUUUCAGUUUUCAGAGGGUCACAAUGUUGGUGCUGGCAGGGAUCGUUGUUUUGCACAUCACCACCAUCAUCCUGCUCCUGGUGGCCACCAUUGAUAACGCCUGGUGGUUCACUGAAACUGAAUACACAGACCUGUGGGGCAGGUGGGAGUUUAUCAACUUAGACUGGCAUUACAGCGAGCUGAAGAAAUACACAGGCGUCCAACCAGACUUCCUCCAGUCGGUGCAGGCAACCUCGGUUCUGGCCUGCGUUUUCACCAUCCUGGCCCUGUUUGUGUUCGUGGGCCAGCUGUUUACCCUGCCCAAAGGCCAGAGGUUCCUCUUCACUGGAAUUUUACAGCUAAUCGCCUGCUUGUGCAUAAUGACAGCAGCCUCCAUCUACACAGCACAGCUCCACACCACUGACAAAAAAGGAGGGUACGGACACUGCUACAUCCUGGCGUGGAUCUCCUUCGUCCUCACUCUGUUUCUCACGAUCACCUACGUCGUCCUGAGGAAGAGGAGCGAGUGACCUGGCAGCCAGGAGGGUGGGGUCCAUGUUCCUCUGUAAAUUAUGAGGCAAAAUAGUCCUUUUCAAUCGUUUUCAAGACUUGCCAGCUCCAUCCACAGUUAGGAACAUGUUGGAAUGCUAACGAGCCAAUACUUUUGUUUUGAUUUUUGACAACUUUGAGUUGGAGAGUGGGACUGUAUGUGGUGGGAUAAGGAGAGCGCAAAAAGCUUUCAUCUGUGUAACCUUAACAUAACUAAUUAAUCAUUUAUCUCUUUGGUGUAGCUGCUUGUAGGUUUGGAAACUGAGUCCAGACAUUAUCAGCAUUUUAGGAAUAGUUUGUGUGAAAUGUUUUUCUGAGUGCUGACAAGAUUUCCACCAUGCUCGUGUUCUCUGAUCAAGUUAAGUGGGUGAAAAAAGCGAGUGGUAAGGUUCCAGUCAGAAACGUACAUACAGUCCUCAAUGGCAUGCAUUUAAUAUUCAUUUUUGGGUGCUGAAUUAAUUUUAAACUAUUGUUUUUUUGUGUUAAUGAUUUUUCACAAAAACUGGGAAGACAAUUCUGAAUUUAUUGUGAUUUUUUUCUAAUCCAACUCAUGCCUACAGGCUCAAACGUAUACAUGCACACUAAUAUUUGGUUAAAUGUUAGCAUGUUGCAGAGAAACCACAUACUUGUUGCACCCAUAAACAAGCUCCUGGCAUAAUUCUGGCUGGAUGUUAAACCACUCUUCUUCUCAGAAUUGGUAGAGCUAAUUUAAAGACAAUAAAUCUGGGAUCAACAUCUUUCCAGAAGUUUAAUGGGAACAUUGUCCUGUUGGGACACCCGACUCUGUCCAAGUAUCAACCAUCUAGCUGUUGAUUGGAGAUGAAGUAGAAGGUGGAUGUAGUUCUUCAUUGUUUCAUCACCUUUCUGCAAUGCACCAGUACCACUGGCACAGAAACAAAUCCCACAGCAUAAUGCUGCCAUGUUCUAGCAGUUUGCAGGUAAUCAUAAGCUUGAGCCUUGGUGGUUCCUGGGUUGUUCCUGAAUGUUCUAAUCAGGGUUACUGUAUGGUUGAUAUUGGAACUGGAUAUGGUGUUCCAACAGGACAAUUAUCCCAAGCACAAAUGGGUCUCUGCCUGGAAACCAGCCAAUUUAUAUUAACUCUACCAUUUUGAUAGGAAGAAUGGUCACAUAUCCAGCCAGAAUUGUACUAAAAGUUUCCAAAGGGAUUUAUUUUCCAAUGUUUUUUUUCAACCAUGUAUGGAUUGUAGAUCCAUAGAAAACAAAAGAUCAAUUCAUUCACUUUUUGUCUGUUAAAAAUCGCUGAAGUUAUAUGGUACGUUAAUCCACCAUGGGAAAAAAUAACACUGAAAUGAAUCAUUAAAAGCCCCAAAUCAACGUGUAACUCACACCCAGGAUGACUAGAACUGGAGCUUUUGUUUGACACCAGUAUCCAGAUUUUCUUUUAGAGACGUGAGCAGAGUGUCAUUCCUCUUAUCUCCUCAGAGAAAAUGUUAAACCGUUUCCAACAAACUUCUGGUGCCUUCAGAAGGAAGCUCCUGUGAUAUACUGUAUUUUACGACGUGUUGAGAUGAAACAGUUCAUCAUGUGAGGUAAUUGUGUAGUGAGGCUGGUAGUUACUACUGCCCUGUAUCUGAGAGGGUACGACUUACAGCAAUACUGAUGAACACUCUAGAAACUUCACAGUACAUUUAUUCAUUUCUUACAUUUUUACAUGUAUGGUAUAUACCUUCUAAGUACAAUGUAACCAAUUCUAUUUUUGUAGCGUUUUGCAUUGAGUGUACUAUUUUAAGCUGUGUUUGGUUUUCUGUCUGUAGUCGGCUGCUAUCUUAUGUAAAGUACGUUUGUACAAGUGAAGCUUAAAACAAUCCAGGGAUGAAGGGUGGAGGCGUUACAUUCUACCAUUUAACAGAACUAUACAUUAGACAAUUUGGUUGUAUUUACAUUUAAAUCUAACUCAUGUCUUUUACUAAUAAAGUCAAUUCAAACACA
Messenger RNA from Girardinichthys multiradiatus, 2623 nucleotides. It is a transcript of the gene emp1a, whose product is annotated as epithelial membrane protein 1. Gene Ontology annotation, cellular component: plasma membrane. The transcript is spliced from 5 exons. Lineage: Eukaryota; Metazoa; Chordata; Actinopteri; Cyprinodontiformes; Goodeidae. The coding region runs from base 169 to 654 and encodes 161 amino acids. The record is from RefSeq and is a predicted model, not a curated record.